Messenger RNA from Sardina pilchardus (European sardine), 1420 nucleotides. RefSeq names its product SRY-box transcription factor 14 (gene sox14). Gene Ontology annotation, biological process: regulation of DNA-templated transcription; cell differentiation; anatomical structure morphogenesis. Bases 378 to 1094 code for a protein of 238 amino acids. Gene Ontology annotation, molecular function: RNA polymerase II cis-regulatory region sequence-specific DNA binding; DNA-binding transcription factor activity, RNA polymerase II-specific. Lineage: Eukaryota; Metazoa; Chordata; Actinopteri; Clupeiformes; Clupeidae. The transcript has a single exon. The record is from RefSeq and is a predicted model, not a curated record.
ACACUCUUCCUCAUUUCCUAGCCAGGUGCUUUGCAAGGCGAGAAACCUCUAAGAAAAAACACGCACACAAACAUUCCUUAUCGACUGCGGGACUUCGCCUUCUCACCUCGGUGGAUUGCAGGCGCUCGAGUGGCACCGAAAAGCGCCGUUUUGCAGAAGAGGAAGACAUUUUCAACUUCGAAACCACUGCUUCUACCCGACGAUCGAAACAAGUGGGAGCCUUAUUUUCAUUGAUGCCGUUUUUGCAACACUUCUCUGCAUUUAAGAAGUGGCAUGCCUAGCGUCUGUCUGCGAAACAGGUGAAUAUCUUUCUGCAUUGGUUGGUUACAGAACUUUUCUGCGUUGUUUUGAUAGGGGGGUAAACAGAGAGUCGUAAAAUGUCAAAGCCAGCAGAUCAUAUCAAGAGACCCAUGAAUGCCUUCAUGGUUUGGUCCCGGGGCCAGAGAAGGAAAAUGGCACAAGACAAUCCUAAAAUGCAUAAUUCAGAAAUAAGCAAAAGACUCGGCGCGGAGUGGAAGCUGUUGUCAGAAUCAGAGAAGCGACCCUACAUCGACGAGGCGAAGCGGCUGCGAGCGCAGCAUAUGAAAGAGCACCCAGACUACAAGUACAGACCCAGACGCAAGCCCAAAAACCUGCUGAAGAAGGACAGGUACGUCUUCCCCUUGCCCUACCUUGGGGACACGGAUCACUUGAAAGGACUUCCCAUAUCGGCCGCGGACUCUCUUUUGAGUGCCUCAGAAAAAGCCAGAGCAUUUCUGCCGCCAACGUCGACACCUUACUCAUUUCUUGACCCAAGCCAGUUCAGUUCAAGCGCCAUACAGAAGAUGACAGAGAUGCCCCACACGUUGACCACCAGCACUUUGCCCUAUGCGUCCUCAUUGGGAUACCAGAACGGCGCUUUUGGUAGUUUGGGCUGCCCAAGCCAGCACACCCAUACCCACCCUUCGCCCACAAACCCUGGGUAUGUGGUACCCUGUAACUGCACAGCCUGGUCGACGUCGAGUUUACAACCUCCCGUUGCCUACAUACUUUUUCCAGGUAUGACCAAGACUGGGAUAGACCCAUACUCUUCAGCACACGCUGCGGCUAUGUAACCUGAUUAUAAAAGACUGACUUCUCUUUGAAAACUUGAAUACAAUGAUGCAUGUAUAUACGGACCAAACGCAAUCUUAAAGAAACAUCAUAAACAUUUCAUGAAGCCGAGGACUUGACAGAGGAACCGGACGAUAACUUUAAACGCGAUCGAACAAGACGUUCCUACAACCUCAGCGUGGAGCUGGGAAUUGAUGUAAGGCAGGUGCCCUGUGAACUGUAAGACUUGUAAAUGUUAUAAUGUUUAUUAAUGGCAACCGGAAAGGGACGCCUUUAACUUUAUUUAUUAUGUACAUUUUGAUGCUAUAAUAAUAUUUUUGUUCAGUGA